UUGGGCUGAAGGCAUUAUGUGUGAACCGUUUCCGAAUCCUUAAAGCGGAUUUCAAGUACAUAAUAUACUGCAAGAGUCGGACAUGUCUUAACAAUGACUAGAAUUCUGGAAGUCGUAUAUGUAGUUUUGGUAAUUGUUCUGGUUGUCAUGGUGAAGAGGAGAGUGGGUGAUGUUUAUUGGAUGAAGCGCGCACAUUUAAAGCCGGCAUGUUUCGUUGCGACAUUCGGAAAUCGAAGCGCUUUCACUACAGUCAUGGAUCGCAGUGAGGAUUUUAUCAGCAAGUGCAGAGGUGUUACAAGCGACAUUUGUAAGAGUUCAUCAGAACUUCUGAAUGGCCGGUCUUCUCCAUCUGCUCUGCCUCAAACAAUGGCAUCUGACGCUUUCCCAGGCAAAGCAGUUUGCACAAGAUGUAGAGAGGACAUCCUAGACCGCUAUCUGCUUAAGGUCAAUGACUUGUGCUGGCAUGUGCAAUGCCUUUCAUGCAGUGUGUGCCAAACUACUCUGAGCGGACACACAACCUGCUAUGUUAGAGAGCGAGAGGUCUUCUGCAAACUAGAUUACUUCAGGAGGUAUCGAGCAUGGUGCUCGUGCUGCGGUGAAACGGUUCACUCCACGGACUGGGUGCGCAGGGCGAAGGGAAAUGUUUAUCAUUUGGCAUGUUUCUUGUGCUUCUCUUGUAAGAGGCAGCUGUCCACAGGCGAGGAGUUUGCUUUGGUUGGACAAAAAUUGUUGUGUCGAGUUCAUUACGACAGCAUGCUGGACGAACUCAAAGGUGCUGCUGAAAAAGGAAAAAACGUCUCUCCUGAAGGUGUGUUGCAUGCAGGCUGUGAAAUAAACCAAAAACCAUCUAAAAGAGCACGUACCAGUUUCACUUCAGACCAGCUACAGGUUAUGCAGGCCCAGUUUGCUCAGGACAAUAACCCAGACGCACAGACACUUCAGAGGCUUGCUGAACAGACUGGCCUUAGCCGACGCGUCAUUCAGGUUUGGUUUCAAAACUGUCGCGCCCGUCAUAAGAAGCACAUUUCUGCCCCUGGUUCAGCAGUACAGACAGGAGAUAUGUCUUCACUCCAGUCCGUGUCCACUCUGAAUGAGCAGCACUAUUCACACACAUCCCUGCUUACAGCCCUGCACAGCAUUGAUGUGCACACACCGUCAUCUCUACUCUAUCAGCCGUUACUGUCCCAAAAAUCAACACAUUUACCAAUCAGCAGCAGCUAAACGGUUUACAACUCAAUGUCGUGCCAGUUGUUUUAACUACAUUUAUGUUGCGGAUACCUUUGUAUUUAAUGUAUUCAAUUAUGUUUUCAUUAGUGCUGUCAAACAAUAAAUCGCAUCCAAAAUAAACGUUAUUGUUCAAAUAAUAUAUGUGUACU
Molecule: messenger RNA, 1376 nt
Organism: Carassius carassius (crucian carp)
Lineage: Eukaryota; Metazoa; Chordata; Actinopteri; Cypriniformes; Cyprinidae
Product: LIM/homeobox protein Lhx8
Biological process (GO): forebrain neuron development; neuron differentiation; regulation of transcription by RNA polymerase II
Cellular component (GO): nucleus
Molecular function (GO): DNA-binding transcription factor activity, RNA polymerase II-specific; RNA polymerase II transcription regulatory region sequence-specific DNA binding
Source: RefSeq, a predicted model, not a curated record